Lodderomyces margitis is the source of this 654-nucleotide messenger RNA. RefSeq names its product Erv25p (gene ERV25). NCBI's taxonomy places the organism in Eukaryota, Fungi, Ascomycota, Pichiomycetes, Serinales, Debaryomycetaceae. The transcript has a single exon. Bases 1 to 654 code for a protein of 217 amino acids. Gene Ontology annotation, biological process: intracellular protein transport; endoplasmic reticulum to Golgi vesicle-mediated transport; Golgi organization. Gene Ontology annotation, cellular component: endoplasmic reticulum; endoplasmic reticulum-Golgi intermediate compartment; Golgi apparatus. The record is from RefSeq and is a predicted model, not a curated record.
AUGCAGUACUUUUUCAAUUUUGCAUUGAUCUUAUCAUUUAUAGCAUGCGCCAUUCACGCAUUGCAUAUUGAAGUUCCAGCAGUGCCACGUCCUGAACCUGUUUGUAUUCGAGAUUUCGUGCAGGAAAAUCAGAUGGUUGUAGUCAACAUUAACACAGAUGGGUAUAAGGGAGACGGACAAAGAUUGGAUAUAACCAUUGUUGAUUCGGUUGGUAACCAAUAUGCUACAAGGAAAGAUAUUGUGGGCAAGGUGAAAAUUGCAUUCACUUCUCAUAAUAAUGCCGCCGUGGAUAUUUGCUUCUACAACCACCAGGAACAGCAAUGGAAGAAACAUGGCUCAAGAGAAAGUUCUAUUAGAUUGGUUGAGUUGGAAGUUGAAAGCGGUGCUGCUGCAAGAGAUUGGAACGCGUUACAAGCAAGUGAAAAAUUGAAACCAGUGGAGGUGGAGUUGAAAAAGAUUGAGAGCUUAACAGCUGAAAUUGUUCAGGAAUUGCAAUAUUUGAAAAGAAGAGAGGAGAGAAUGAGGGAUACAAAUGAAUCCACCAACUCAAGAAUCAAAUGGUUCUCUAUUAUCAUUAUAUUCUCCUUGGUGGGAUUUGGGGGAUGGCAAAUCCAAUAUUUGAGGCAUUAUUUCAAAGUAAAGCAUAUUAUUUAG